AUUGCCCAGCGGCCCCCAGCCUCUGACAGCUUCGGUCCGUCCCGUGCGCCCCGUCCUCCGCCGGCCCCCGCCCCGCGCCCCGGGACCCCCCUUCCUCCCGCACCACCGCUUGCUCGCUCGGACACACCAUGGACAAGUUUUGGUGGCGCGCAGCCUGGGGACUCUGCCUCGUGCAGCUGAGCCUGGCGCAGAUCGAUUUGAAUAUCACCUGCCGCUAUGCAGGUGUAUUCCACGUGGAGAAAAAUGGUCGCUAUAGCAUCUCUCGGACGGAGGCAGCUGACCUCUGCAAGGCUUUCAACAGCAGCCUGCCCACCAUGGCCCAGAUGCAGAAGGCCCUGAGCCAGGGGUUUGAGACCUGCAGGUAUGGGUUCAUCGAGGGGCACGUGGUGAUCCCCCGGAUCCACCCCAACUCCAUCUGUGCGGCAAACAACACAGGGGUGUACAUCCUCACCUCCAACACCUCCCAGUAUGACACGUACUGCUUCAAUGCCUCAGCUCCACUCGAAGAAGAUUGUACCGCAGUCACAGACCUGCCCAAAGCCUUUGACGGACCAAUUACCAUAACUAUUGUUAACCGGGAUGGCACUCGCUACAGCAAGAAAGGAGAGUACAGAACAAACCCUGAAGACAUCAAUCCCAGCAACUCUACUGAUGACGACGUGAGCAGUGGAUCUCCUGGGGAAAGGAGCACUUUUGGAGAUUACACCAUCUUCCACACUCACCUUCCAACCACAAACCCAACCCCCGAUGACGACAUUCCCUUGGACAGUACUCCAACUACCAGUACGGAUUCAAAUACCAACUCAGCAGGCUGGGAGCCAAAUGAAGAAAAUGAAGAUGAAAGAGACAAACACUUCAGCUUUCCUGGAUCAGGCAUUGAUGAUGAUGAAGAUUUUAUCUCCAGCACCAUUUCGAUCACACCACGGAUUUCUGACCACACAAAACAGAAUCGGGAUUGGACACAGUGGAGCCCAAGCCAUUCGAAUCCAGAAGUACUACUUCAGACAACUACAAGGAUGACUGAUGUAGAGAGGAGUGGCAGCAGUACUCAGGGACGAAGCCUGACUCAGGAACCACAGUCUCCUCUCACUCACCCUGGGCAUCACGAUGAAGAGGAGACUCAGGGUUCUACAAGCACAUCCUGGGUGACACCUCAUAGCACAACUGGAGGAACAGCUACCCAGAAAGAACAGUGGUUGGGGAACGUAUGGCAUGGGGGGAACCUCCAGACACCAGGAGAAGAUUCUCAUUCAAUAGCAGGGCCCACAACAGCCUCAGCCCACAACAGCCAUCCCAGUCCAAAAACAACAACACAGAGUCAAUGGGACAGUUCCUGGACUGAUUUCUUCGACCCAAUUUCACAUCCAACGGGACAAGAUCAUCCAGCAGACAGAAGGAUGGAUACAGACUCCAGUCACAGUACAAUGCCUCAGCCCACUUCAGAUCCAAACACAGGUUUGGUGGAAGACCUGGACAGGAUGGGACCUCUUUCAAUGACAACUCAGCAGAGCCCUUUCCAGAGCUUCUCGACAUUAGAUGGAGGCUUGGAAGAAGAUAAAGACCAUCCAACAACUUCUUCUCUGACAUCCAGAAAUAGGACUCAUGGCAGAGGAGGAAGAAGAGGUGAAAAUCUCCCUGCUGACUCAACUACUUCCCUGCAAGGUUAUACUCCUCACUACCCAGACACAAAGGAAAACAGGACCCUCAUCCCAGUGACCCCUACUAGGACUGGGGCCUUUGGAAUGACUGAAGUUACUGUUGUUGGGGAUUCCAACCCUGAUGUUGAUCGCUCCUUACCAGGAGACCGAGGCUCAUCCGUCGACCCCAGCAAGAGGUCCCAUACCACGCGCGGAUCCGAAUCAGCUGGUCACUCAAGUGGGAGUCAAGAUGGUGGAGUCAACACAACUUCUGGUCCCAUCAGGAAGCCCCAAAUUCCAGAAUGGCUGAUCAUCCUGGCAUCCCUCUUGGCCCUGGCCUUGAUUCUUGCGGUUUGCAUCGCGGUCAACAGUCGAAGACGGUGUGGGCAGAAGAAAAAGCUGGUGAUCAACAAUGGCAACGGAGCUGUGGAGGACAGAAAACCCAGUGGACUCAACGGGGAAGCCAGCAAGUCUCAGGAAAUGGUGCAUUUGGUGAACAAAGAGUCAUCAGAGACCCCAGAUCAGUGUAUGACAGCGGAUGAGACACGGAACCUGCAGAAUGUGGACAUGAAAAUUGGGGUGUAACAUCUCCCCCUUUACCUUGGAAAGAAACAGCAUUGGAGACAUAACCAUUACAGGGAGCUGGGACACUGAACAGAUGCAAUGUGCUACUGAUUGCUUUAUUGGGGGAUCUUUUUUUUAGCAUAAAAUUUUCUACUCCUUUUUGUUUUUUUUUUUUUUUGUGUGUGUGUGUUUGUGUGUUUUGUUUUUUAAAGUCAGGUCCAAUUUGUAAAAACAGCAUUGCUUUCUGACAUGAAGACCCAAUCAAUAAUCCGCGAAAUUUGAUCGUUCCAGUUCCCACGUAGAGGCCUUUCAUCUUCUGGGGUGUGCUAUGGAUGGCUUCUUUCAAAUGCCACAAAUACAUAUUCUUGAUCCCCAACCUUCCCCUUCCCCCACCUCCCAGGUGACAGCCACCAGCUGAGGACAUUCCCAGAGCUAUGAGGGAUGGGCCCUGGGGAGGAAAUUUGAAUGGGUCCAUAUUGCCUCUCCAGCAGUCCAGUCCCUGGGCAUUGCUUCCCAGUGGGGUAGGGGUCAGGGUGUACUGGUUACACCUCCCCUUUUACAAACACCCCCUGGAGAUUUCAGAUGCUUCUGGGAGACACCCACAGGGUGAAGCUAUUUAUCUGUAGUAAGCUAUUUAUCUGUGUUUUUGAAAUAUUAAACCCUGGAGGUCCUUCAAUCAGUAUGAUUUUUUUAAAGUUACUUUGCCAGAGGCAUAAAAGGGUUUAAGCUGAUUCAUAAUAAAUAUCUCUACUUCUUCCAUCUUAAUCCUUUGUGUCCUUCAGUUUCUAACCCAGGAAGGUCUGGGACUCUACAGCUCAUGAGGGUGAUUGGAGAAUGGCCCUCCUGGAAGUCACCCCAGAGCCCCACAGCCCUCUCUUAGGCUCACUUAGCCAGGUCUCAUAGAAGAUCCAGGAAGCAGCACCAUUUCAUGUGUGAGGCUGGCCAGCAGCUUUCUGCCCUGUCCUGGAGUCAGAUCUGUGAGCAGAAGGCUUCAGCCACUUUGACUUUUAAUGGCUACCUGUCCUCUUCCCUGAACAGCUUUGGAAGGUCACAUUAAGUUUGCAUGACCUACCACCAUGGGGGGUGGGGUGGGGCUCUUUCAUCCACUCUGAUCCUCUUUGUGAUUUCCAGAAACAACAUGAAAGUGUAUUUUGAAGACUUUUAACAACAUGAAAGCCAGUGAGGGUGAACGAAUACAGUCAAUAGUAAACUGGUAGGCAUGGUUUGGUGAGGGGCAUGUGGGGUAGGUCCUAUCAGGCUGUUAAGACUUUAUCAAGCCAGUGGUUGGGUUCCAUGCAGUUAAGACUCAGGAUGCGUCAAGAACACGGGGAAUCCCUCCAAAGGUUACUGGGAUUCCCAUCAUUGCAAUACUAGCACCAGAUAAGCAAGUGUAUGGCAAUAACAGCAUUGCAUUAUCACCUGACAACUUGGCAAGCCCUUUGCAGUUUUUAUUUGUCAGGGUGUCAGGGUGUCCUGCUUGCCCUGGAACUUCCGAGGUCUACAGACCGUAGAAGAGUAUCUAUAAAGUAAAAGCUCCUAUGAAAUGAGACUCCUUUUCCUAAGCUUUACUUUAAAAAGCCACUUGUUGCCCAAAUAUAUAGGCUUAAUGGGCAAUGUUUCUCAGAUCGAAAAACGAAAAAGAUGAAAUCAGGUGGGGUUUAUACAAAGUCUUGGUGUGAAGGGAAUAUUCCAAGGAGAGAUGCCAACUUCCUGCACUCAGUUCCAAUCCCUGCUUUUCCCUACCCACUCCCCUCCCUACCUCCUCUUUCCCACCCUCUCUCUGCCCCCAACCCCCACCAUGAUCUUGAGAAACAUCCUUUCCCUUUGGUGAAUGUUGUUGGUCAGUUCCAUAUUCAGCUGUCUUGGUUUGUUUCUUUCUUUUUCAAGUUGAAUAAGAAUGAACAUCAGACCACUCUGUUAUUACCAACACUAGAGUUAAAAUGUUGGCGGUUUCCUGGGUCUCCAAGGAACCACACAGCCUCACCCAGGUUCCUUCACCAGAAUGCAGACAGCCACAGCACGACCAGCUGCAAGAUUCCAGGCUCUAUACCUGUCCCCCAGGUUCUUUUGGGAGCCACAGAUGAUGAGUUUCACAGCUAAGGAUGGUUUCAACCCUUUCUAGACAUUCUCCCAGAAUUAGCCUGGGACAGGAGAUUCUUUUCAAUUUUAUUUUGGAGUUAAACAUGAUCUUGCUUUUGUUAUUGGUAUAGUCCUCAACUUGGAUAUACCUCUGUUUUCUCAAGAUAGAAAGGUGGGGAGGAAUAGAACUUUGAAUGGAGAGCUGCCCCAUUUUUGCAAUAUCCCUAAAUUGCCUGAAGUUUAUAGCAUAGGAGUGUUCUCACCCCUUGAACAUGGUGAUCAUGACCCUGGAAGGACAGCUUGGUCCUAAGCACAGCAUUUCUACCAUGUGAUAUGGGCUUUAUUUAAAAUAAAAUUCAGGAGCUUUAAUUAUUUUUUAAAGCAACUUGAGAUCUUAAGAUGUCAUUUUUCUUGCAGUUGUAAAUCUUUGGUGUCUCCUAAGGGCUUUGCUUAAAUUUGUUCUGAGUGAAAAAUCAAAUGGGAUAAAA
Lepus europaeus (European hare) is the source of this 4768-nucleotide messenger RNA. It is a transcript of the gene CD44, whose product is annotated as CD44 molecule (Indian blood group). The record is from RefSeq and is a predicted model, not a curated record. The transcript is spliced from 17 exons. Gene Ontology annotation, biological process: inflammatory response; positive regulation of ERK1 and ERK2 cascade; cell adhesion. The coding region runs from base 129 to 2222 and encodes 697 amino acids. Gene Ontology annotation, cellular component: basolateral plasma membrane; plasma membrane; macrophage migration inhibitory factor receptor complex. NCBI's taxonomy places the organism in Eukaryota, Metazoa, Chordata, Mammalia, Lagomorpha, Leporidae. Gene Ontology annotation, molecular function: hyaluronic acid binding; cytokine receptor activity.